This is a messenger RNA of Aspergillus mulundensis, 741 nucleotides long. Its product is annotated as MICOS complex subunit MIC26/MIC27. Bases 1 to 741 code for a protein of 246 amino acids. Gene Ontology annotation, biological process: cristae formation. NCBI's taxonomy places the organism in Eukaryota, Fungi, Ascomycota, Eurotiomycetes, Eurotiales, Aspergillaceae. Gene Ontology annotation, cellular component: mitochondrial crista junction; MICOS complex. The transcript is spliced from 3 exons. The record is from RefSeq and is a predicted model, not a curated record.
AUGGCCAUGUACCAGCGACUCUCUGCGUCCCUGUUGGCCGGAGCCGUGGCCUUCUAUCCCCGGCCAGCUCUUGCCGAGGACAGGAAACCCAUCUACGAUGACUACCCCGCCGAGUCCCCCAUCACCCCCGUCGCAGCUACUCCCGAACCGAUUCCCGCGUCUACUCCCGAACCUACAACAAUCACUACAGCUCUCUCCAGCACCCCUACGAAGGCGCCCUCCUCUCCGACGCCCACCGACCUUCUAACCACUCAAGUCCGCCAGGGCCGUCUCUUCCUCUACCAGCAGUUCCGUGCCGCCGAGGUCGGCUUCAACGACAUCCUCUCCCGCGCCCUCCACAUCGAGAACGCCUUCACCAACACCAUUGCCUCGCUGGCGCCUUCGCCGGAGUCCGGCGAGAAGAUCCUGCCCGGCGGUAUCUACGUCGUCGUUGCUGCUAUGGCCGGAUCUAUCGUUGCCCGCAACCGUGGCCGUUUCCUGCGCGGCACUACCCCGUUGGCCUUCGGUACGAUCGCGGCUUGGUCCCUCCUCCCCGUGACCAUGCGGAAUGUUUCCGACUUGAUCUGGCAAUACGAGAAGCGCGUCCCCGUUGUUGCGGACAACCACCUGUACCUCCGGGAGCGGGCGGAGUACAUCUGGUCCACUGGUGUUGCUCACAGCGCCAUGGCGCGUGCCCAGAUGGAGGAGAAGAUCGGGGAUGCUCGGAAGAAGCUGGAAGAAGUUGUGAGCAAGGGACACUAA